UUGUAUAUAUCAUUACAAAUGAUAGAUCAUAUUGGAAAAUUCUCCUUGUUUCAAAGAACCGCAUUUGUCGUUUAUGACAUUUUGGAUUAUUCAAGUUUUCUAACUAUUUGAUGGGGGAAAUUUGAAUUAAAACGUGUGGCCUUCAGCGAAUGUGAAUAUAAACUAGAUAUUAUAUGAAAAAAUGUUUAUUUACAAAUGACACUUACAUUUUAUUGGUUUUGUGUAUUGCCUCAAUGAAUAUCGGAGUAUCGGCUGUAUACAUUAGGGGAAUUGAAAGCAUGAAUACUGUUUACAUAUUAAAGUGUGUAUUUUGAAGAGCUAAUAUUAAUAGCUGUGAAUAAAUGUGUUGGAUAUUUCUUUAAACAAAAGAAGAUUUUACGCUAAGAAAUGUAACGGAGAAUAGGCAAAAGAUGUACAAUGCAAACUUUGCCGACGGCAGAACAUUCCAGCAAUGGCCGUCACAACAACAGCAGCAACAGCAGCAGCAGCAACAACAACAUCCACCAGUCGCUCCCCAACAUCUCCAACAACAUCCACAACAACAUCCACAACAGCAACCAAUAUCUCGUCAACUACAACAGCAAAAAAGUUCGUCUAUAACAUCUGAUCGGAUUUGGGUAGAUACAUCGAACGAGGACGAAACAAUGCAUCAAAUGUCAGUAUUUAAAACUUCAAAUAAGAGUCAUUUAACUCCCCCAUUAGAUCUCUCAGAGGGACGUCGACACGUGGAGAGUCCACUUGAUUUAUCAGUCAAAACAAGGAAACGAUGCGCAGAUACUACCGAAUAUGGCGAAAUUUCAAGACACAAUAUACUCUCCGAAGCUAAUAUGGCUAAACGUCUUUGCGUGACACGAGACUAUGCUUACCCUCAGGGACAUCCCAAUUUCAACAAGGAAACCUUUCCCGAAAAGACAUUCCAAGGGGAUUCUAUAUCAAGAAAUAAAAUGAUACAGCAGAAACAACUUGCUAUGAGCAAAUUUCCAAAUACAAUGCACAAAGGCAGUUCUCAAGUCAGUCCGUCAGCACUUGCCCAACAACAAUAUGUCGACAUUCAACGACAGCAUAUGAAUCAACAGUCCAAACUUAAUUUGGCUCAAAGCCAGAAGCUUAGAACUGUUCAGUACAGUAUGGGAAAUAUAGCCCCAUCGCAACAAGUGCAUUCAGGAAUACAACAGAAAAGUCAUGUGCCAUAUGAAACAGUAGCAUCAACGGUAAAGAGAACCCAGCAAAGCAUGACAGAAUCUGUUGCUCUAAAGGGUUUCUUCGAACCGACUCAUAAAGUCACCGUUAACGCUGGAAGCACUCAGCAAACAUCUCACUUGCCACAACAAUCGGUUUAUCAAAGACCUCCAGCAGAGCAACGAAUUGUUGGACCAACAAAUAGACAUUUAUCAGGGAAAUCAAGCGAACAUGGUGAAUACGACGAACGUAGCCGUCAAAUGCCAUUUCCGAACACAACAAUGUAUCAAAGACAAGGUUCAGAAAUAAACAGAAAUUUCAGCGGUCAGUCAAGUACAGCGAGUGAAAGAGAAUUGAUUCAACAAAAAACGAUACAAUAUCAGAGGCAACUGCAAGUGCAAAAGUCUCGGGACCAGAUUGCCAUGUUGUCACAAAAGAUGAUGCUAACGCCUCAAGAUCAUCAGCAUCAGAAAAUGGCAUACUUAAUGGACAUGCAAAAACAGAAUGAAAGCCGCGUUUCUCAAUCUCAGUCAGCAGCGCAAGCAAUGUACGGAAGUCGAGCGCAACACUCACCGUAUGCCCAAUCUAGACAGCCGGCCUCUGCAACGGCGUCUUAUCAGGACAGUUUGAGGAAAGACAGAAGCGAUUUUUCUUCUUCGCCACGUUGUAUUCGGGUGGGCCAACCUGUACCGUUGUCAGACAUUCACCAAGAGCACUCGCAUGCUCUCGAACAGGUACAUGCCGUGCAAAAUCGUCCAGAAAUAAUUGCCCAACAACAGCUUGUGGCAGAGGCAAGUAAACUCCGCAGAAGUACUGCAGAAAUAUCUUACACAAAUCAACAAGCUAUGUUAAACGCAGCAAGGAUGCAACAUACAAUCCGCUAUGAGCCUACUGGUAUGAGGUAUGGCAUUCCUAAAGAUGCCAAUGAAAGCUCGGCCAAUUAUAUCGUAAGAAAUGAUCAGAACAAAGCAUCAAUAGCAAUGCAUCAUCCAAGUGUUAUACAGAGACCACAAGGCUUUAUUCCGCCAAGAAUAUUUCGAGGCGGUGCUCGGGCACAAGAGCCAACUACUCAAAGAGUAACAAACGAGUCACAGCAACAGAUUCCUCGCUAUGAUUAUAACAGUGACCAAACAUACAGAACUCGGCAAGAAAUAGUUGGUACUAGGGAAAGGCCAUAUGCUCAGAAACAUGACAUGCUUUCUGGAAAAGAAGUCAUGAAAAUACAACAAAGAGUCGCAGAACAAAGAGGAGACGUUGGUUUAGGUGGCAAUUGUGGGCAUAAUAAAAUUUUUCCAAAAACAGUCCAGCACAGGGACACAAAUGACCAUGCACAAAAUGCAUUAACUGGGCCAUCAAAUAAAAGUUCAGGCAGACGAAGGUCUUUACAAGAUCAGCAGAGCCGCGAAAAUAUUCCAUCUGAUUUUUCUCGGGGUGUGUCCUGUGAUGGCCGCGAAAGAAGUCAUAGCAUUUCAAAAAAUGCUGGAAGCUUUAGUCCUAAUUUAGGGGCUAACACUCAAAAGAAUGAUGCUAGUGUAAAUGAACGUCAAAUGAUCUCAUUAAAGACUUGUCCUAGUGAGAGGUCUAUAACUAAAGGAACAAGUGGACUUACCAAAGGUUCAUCCAAUAUGGACCCUUUUAGUCAGUACUUAAUGCGGGAACUUAAAAAGACAGACGAUGACAAAUCUGUAAAUCCAUUCGCAAAUAGAUCUCUUUUAGACGAAUUUGAUAGAUCAGCAAAUUCCUCUCCUGUUGAUAAAACUAAAAGUGCUCAAGUAGACCAGUUUGAAAAGUUAGACCUUGUCGAAAGGUCUAAAGCAAGUAGCAUUAAGGAAAUGUCGAAAGUUGACACUAAUAUAAGUGAUAAGGAAGACACAUCAUAUACUUUACCAUUACAAAUAGCCAUACCAGGACAUAAAGCAGAAACUUCUUCAUCGGCAACAGUAGCAUCGUCAUGUUUAACAUCAUCAGUUACAACAUCAUCAUCAAUAGCAACAGCACGAUCGAGUGUAAUAGCGAGUUCAAAAUCUGAUACAAAUGUUUCUAAGAAUCCAAAACUUAUGUCGCGAAAACAUAUGAUAUUAAGUGCUUUCCGCCAAGAAGAAGAGGAUCUAAAAAACACAAAUAACACUGUAAAUAUUGAUCAGAAUGAAAAAGUUCCAAUGGAAAGUGCUAAAUACGCAGCAAGAAAAUCGGACAAAGAAUCAAAUCAGCAUGGGUACCCUUCUUCUCCUAAAAUGCCUAUUCUUAGUCCACAAGAGCGUAAUAGAACGACACCACUUGUAAGUCCUGCGGUAGGUGAACCUCCAAAUUUGGAAGAUUCAUCGAAAACAAAUCAAGGGAACGAUUCUUCAAAAAAGGAAAUAAAUAGUUUGGAAGAACAUUUACAUAGACUAAUAUCAGACGCUGUAAAGGGCUCGGUUAACAAAGACAAAGAGUCCGUUUAUGAAUCUGUACGUAGGGAACUUAGCUCCCAGCCGCAAAGUAAAGUAUUCUUAUCAAGGCAAUUAUCGCAAACAAAAAACAUUCCUGUUGCAAAUGUUGCCCCAAUAGUUCACGGUAAAGCGAUAUCAGAUGCUCUCGAAGGACGUGAUAAAACUUUAACAGGUAAAUUCGAUGAUGACUUUGAUGAAGAAGAUGAUAAAAUGGCAGAUAUAGUAACGAGAUCUCUAUUUGGGGACCAAGGAAUUUUUAGUAAAGAAUUAAAACGUGAAAAUGACGAGUCUAUAUCAACGCAACAGGACAAUGAAGCAGAAAGAUCUGAUUCCAAUAUAAGUUUACCGUCGUUCAAUGCAGAAACGUUGUAUGAUGAAAAUAGUAAUUCCAAACGUAUGUCGCCUGGUCUGAAGAAGCUUAUGUUAUAUAGACACAGAGAUACAACUAAUAGCAGCAGUGAGAAAAACAGCGAAACAAUUUCAAAUAUAAACAUAAAGAGUAAAAGUUGGCCAGCUAUGGUUAAGAAUGAAUCUUCGCUUCAUUGCGAGAAACAAGUUAAACAUCAGAAAGGUAAAGGACGAAACGUAUUUGGCGCAUUUAGUGAAAUAGUAGGGCAACAGUCUAAUUCUGAACUGAACCCUAGCGAAUCUGCAAAUGAUAAUGCUACGGAUAUCCAAGGUACCACGGAAAAAGCAAUGCAGUGGACAAAGUUUUACCAAGACGAAUCAGACCGUCGAGAUAUUAUUAUGGUGUCUAAUACUGAUUAUGACGGUGACGACGAACAGGUCCGGGACAGUUUAUUGCAAAGAAAGAACAAACAUUCGAACACAAAACAGCAGGCUGAUCGUUUGAUUAAGAAGGCAAGGCAUCGCAGGAACAGUAAACAAGAAGGCGACCUUCGUUCCCGGCAUGCCUUACACGUGAAGCGGAAGUCACACAGGGGUUUUGUGGAUUUUAUGCCACAGGUUUUGUCUCGGAGAACUCGAUCAAAGUCUUCAGCGUCUACAUCACAUAGACGGAAAGCAAAAACUAGCAGUCCAACUCGCAGACACAGCCGGCGUUCUUCAAGCCAAGACACGAAUCGCGCUGGUGCCCCUCAAAAGACAAGACAACGACGGGCUAGCUCACUCGACCGGGAAACAAAAUCAAAACUCUCUAAAUUGAAAACAAAACAAACAUGCUUUUCGGAUAACGAACUGGAAUCGGAUAAAACAUUCAAGCGUGGUUCUAGUUUACAUGACACCCCAGUAGAUUCUGAUGCCACUUGGCACAAUGAGGAUGAAAGCACGGACGAAGACUAUUUUCAAAAUUAUGAAGAUGAAUUUAAACAGUUUAUACGUAAAGGUGAUGAUAGUCUUAGAUUUAAAAAAGCGCCGGCAGCGAAAAAGAAGAAAGGAUUUCAUUUUAAACAAAAAUACAUCUUUCAAAGGAAACGAAGAAAUAACAAAGGCAGAGGAAGGGGGUUCGAUACAAAUUCUAGAUUUGGUGCCCGUUUAGAUGCUAUCUACAGUUUUCAUGAAGAGAGUCAAGAUCUGGGACAAUUCCAGGAUCCUUCAGGAGACUUGUACCCACAUUGCAACAUUCCUCCUCCUGCAGAUCUAAAACGCGUCACUGUCGGUAAAGAUUCCGGACAAACAGUUCUACAUAGAGCGACGAGAAUGGGCCUGGAGGAAGUGGUUUUAUACUGCUUAGCAACGGGUUCCGUUGAUGUGAAUGCGCGUGACAAUGCUGGAUACACGGCUUUACAUGAGUGCGCAUUGCGAGGCCGGGUUCAAAUUGGCAAGCACCUUCUGACGUAUGGCGCUGACGUCAAUUGUUGUUCUACUGACGGAAUCAGACCUAUCCAUGAUGCCGUGGAGAACGACCAUCUAGAGAUGUUGCGACUUCUUCUAUCAUACGGUGCUGACCCAACUCUUGCCACAUACGCUGGAAGGUCACUGAUAAAAAUUGCACGCUCAGAACGUAUGCUCAAAUUUAUCAAACGAUACAACUGCGACAUCAAUGGAUACCCAACAGACAAUGAGGGAAAACCAUGGCAGUUUAAAAGAUCCAGUACAGUAUUAGAAAGUGAAAGCGGAAGCGGAUGUGCAAUAUUUGACAAUCUCCCGUCUGACCCUGAAGACGAGUCUCAAGAUCUCUGUACAUUCAGUUCUAAGCCACUCUUUAUAACAAAACGUCUAACUCUAGAACCCACUAAACGGGUUGAAGAUUAUCAUUUAUUUGAUGAUGUUUUAGACAGUUUUAAUGUGACCCGAUCAGAAUUCAUGUCACAAGGAACUAGUUCUGGUGUUCGACAUCUAAUCAAGCAAUUCCCCAUUCAAACACUAUUUGACGCUCACCUGGACAGCAUUUAUUAUGAAAAUUUUGCUUCUAAAGACGAGAACGACACCAUCGAAGUCAUAAGAAAAGUAGACUCUACCCAGCUUAUAGCUAAGUUAGAUAAAGAUAGUUCUCCAGCAUCCAAACGUGCUAAGGUUCAGUAGACUCAGUGGGAUGAUAUGAUGAUCUUUAUAACAGAGUGCAAGAAUUUGUUAAAUGACGUCAUAAAAAUGAAAAUGACGUCAUAAUAUUAAAAAAGUCUUAAAUAUGCUUGAAAGAUGUCAUGAAUUAGAUGAUUAUGACGUUAUGAUUAUAUUUUAUGUUAAGUUUUGAAUUAUUUUAUAAACGAUAUGGAGUGGCGUUAACAGACAGUUAUCAAAGUGGUUCUUAGUCACAUGACGUUGUUGCUUGUAGGCUGCUUAUUAUAUUAAAUAGAGGAGGUAAAAUGUGUUCAUUGACGUAUAUUGUAUUCAUCUAUCCAUCAUUGUAAUAUACAGUAUUCCAAAGUCUUUGCUGGUUAAAGACUGUGUUUCCGAAAAGGGGUGUUUCAAAAAUAGUCACAUGAAGAGUUGUAGAUAAAACACUAAAAUUAUUAAACUUUCACCUCUAGAAUUUUUUUUAGUUUUCAGUUAUCAUUUUCCUUUAUUAGAUUCUAAAAAGGAAUAUUUUUAAUUUUUCUUUAUUACUGAUACACAUUUUGUACAAUAUUUUACUUUGAGAAAAAAAUCUUCAUUUCUAUUUUUGUAACACCCUUUUCGUUUAUAUAAAUAAUGAUAUUUGUUUUUUAGUUUUAUAGUGGGCCUAAUGUUUGAAUUGUUGUUUCAAUUUUGUGAUAUGAAUGUCCAUUGUUCUGCAUCCAUGAGGUUUCAUUUUUUUUUUGUAAAUAUUUUGUUAUGUUUUAAAUAUCUUUUAAAGAUAAGGUGAUUUCUAUAGUAUCAGCGGAUAUCACCGGAUUUCACCGAAAUGUAAAUGUACAUGAUCUCUAUUUCCGUGUGUUAUUGAUAGAUUAUUGAAGGCAAAGUACGCAAAAAUAUAAAGAUUGUGUUGGAUUUUAAAUACGAAACAUCAAUAGAAAAUGUAUGUUUAUUAUCAUCCUCGAAACGUUUUGGAGGAGGAGAAAGUUUUGACGAAUUUGUCCUUCCAUUUGUCGCACUUUCUGGACAUAGCACAUUUGCUAAGUGAAUAAUGUCUUUGAUAGUCUGAAGCGCUUGGUGUUUCAGGCCAAGGUCACGGAGGCUAAAAAUAGAUUUUCCUCCUGUGUCUUAUAUACAUGGCCCGUAUUUUAGUUUUUUUAAACGAUACCGGGGACGGCAAGAGCAUUCAAUUGGGUAACAGAUAUACUAAUUUUUCUAAUAGAAUUUAAUGCUUUUAGUUUUUCUUUUUUAAAUUGUACUCUAUCAUACUCAAUUUUGUUUAAGUAAAAUCGUUUUAAAAACAAAUUUUAUAGAAAGUGCUUAUUUUGUUUAAAAGUUAAAUGACAAAAACUGUUUUAGUAUUUCAAUAUUUUUUAUUUGAAAUAAAACUGCGUGCUUAUAAAGCGAAAAAAAAAUCUGAAUAUAAGUAUAUAUUUUUAGCUCACCUGUCACUUUGCGACAGGGUGAGCUUUUGUGAUCACUUUUCGUCCGUCGUCCGUCCGUCCGUCCGUCGUCCGUAAACUUUUACUUUAAAUGACAUCUCCUCAUAAACCACUAAGCCAAUUUCAUCCAAACUUCACAGGAAUGUUUCUUUGGUGGUCACCUUUGAAAAUUGUUCAAAGAAUUAAGUUCCAUGCAGAACUCUAGUUGCCAUGGCAACCAAAAGAAAAAAACUUUAAAUGUCUUCUUCUAAAAAACCCAAAGAGCUAGAGCUUAGAUAUUUGGCAUGACACAUCUUCUAGUGAGUGUCUACCAAGUUUGUUCAAAUAAAAGCCCUGGGGUCAAAAUUGGCUCCGCCCCAGGGGGUCGUUGAUUUUUCCUAUAUGCAUAUAGUAAAAACUUUAAAAUCUUCUUUUAAAGAACCCAAAGAGCUAGAGCUAAGAUAUGUAGCAUGAAACAUGUUCUAAUGGAUGUCUGCCAAGUUUGUUCAAAUAAGAGCCCUGGGGUCAAAAUUGGCCCCACCCCAGGCGGUCAUUGAUUUUCCCUAUAUGAAUAUAGUAAAAACUUAAAAAUCUUCUUUUAAAGAACCCAAAGAGCUAGAGCUAAGAUAUUUAGCAUGAAACAUGUUCUAAUGGAUGUCUACCAAGUUUGUUCAAAUAAGAGCCCUGGGGUCAAAAUUGGCCCCGCCUCGGGGGGUCAUUGAUUUUCCCUAUAUGAAUAUAGUAAAAACUUAAAAAUCUUCUUUUAAAGAGCCCAAAGAGCUAGAGCUAAGAUAUUUAGCAUGAAACAUGUUCUAAUGGAUGUCUACCAAGUUUGUUCAAAUAAGAGCCCUGGGGUCAAAAUUGGCCCCGCCCCGGGGGAUAUUGAUUUUCCUUUUAUGUGUAUAGCAAAAACUUAAAAAUCUUCAUGGAAAAAACCCGAAUAGCUAGAGUGUAGAGAUUUAGCAUGAAACAUAAUCUAGCGAGUGUCUACAAAUAUUGUUCAAAUAAAAGCCCUGGGGUCAAAACUAGCCCUGCCCGAGGGGUGUCAUUGUUUUUAGAUAUAUGUGUAAAGAAAAAACUUAAAAAAUCUUCUUUUAAAAUACCCAACGAGCUAGACCUUAGAUGUUUAGCAUGACACAUCUUCUAAUAAGUGUCUUCCAAGUUUGUUCAAAUAAAAUCCCUUGGGUUUAAACUGGCCCCGCUCCGGGGGCCAAUAUACAGGUGAGCGACUUCAGGGCCAUCAUGGCCCUCUUGUUUAAUUUUAGUAUUUCAAAGAUGUUUGUUUGUUUUAUGAAUGGAAACAUAUUCCUUAUCAUUAAGAUGGAAACAGAUUUUAUUAAAAAUGAAUGAUGAAAGGUUUAAUAACAGGCUUGUACAUGGGAAAUUAUACAUGUAUAAGAAUAUGGAUCUUAAAGGUGUUUAUGCUGUAUUUUAUAUAUUAAAUGUGUAUAGAGAGGGAUAUAAAAACGACAAGAGGGAUAUUCGAGAGGGAUAUACGGAAAGUGAGUGGCACAAGAGGGUGUAAUGAAAGCAGCAUGUCUCCAGAUUCAUUCAAACUUUCGUAAAAUAUUGUUAAGUGAACAAAGAAAGAAAUUUACACGGUACAAACCGCACUUACAAUCCACGUAAAUUACAAAAAAGAGGUCAAAAAAAAAGCAAAAAUAGCCCUUAAUGUGUAAGUUUAUUAGAAAAUGCAAAAAUCUGUCAAAAAUCAUACAUAACAUGUUAAUCACACUUGAAUCUUGUUACUUUUCUUAAAACUUUUGAACACUUUUCUCAAGUUUGAUUCUCUUGAAAUACUUUUGCUCAUCUGGAGGCAUGCAUCAUUCUUUAAGAGGUGUUGAGAUACAUGAACAUUGAUAUGGAGUAUGAGGAAAUUAACGGCAUUUAAUGUUGGCGAAUUUUAAAGAAAAAUAUAUACCCCUAACCUCUCUAAAUAUCUUAAAUGGUCAUGCCUAUCUUUCAAUCUGGGCAAAACCUUGAAUACUGACAGACUAGCGAAAAGUGCAGGCCAUUAUCAGAAGGCGCCGAUGUGCCGGCUAAUAAUGGUCAGUACUGGUCUCAUAUGUAUAUUAAAUCGUCGUCAGGAGAAUAAAGGUAAAUUGAUUUUACUGAAAACUUAUACACUGAAAAUGUGAUCCUUAAUAGGCUGAAAGCGCAAAAAUACGCAUUUGCGGAAAUAACUUCAUGCGCAUGCGUAACACUUAUUUUUCUUUCCGCAUUUUAGAUAAAACAUGAUUCAUAUAUUAUUUCAUUAUAAAUGAGAAAGUGUGCUUUUUGUAUCUAUAGAAUAUUUCAUUUACUAGUUUUGUCAGUAAUGAGUUGUUUCAUCCUGUCGUUAUCAUGAGUGAUGUGUAACAUCGCAAAUAAACAUUGAUCUUGUA
This is a messenger RNA of Ruditapes philippinarum (Manila clam), 9870 nucleotides long. RefSeq names its product putative mediator of RNA polymerase II transcription subunit 26. Gene Ontology annotation, cellular component: nucleus. Gene Ontology annotation, biological process: negative regulation of transcription by RNA polymerase II. The record is from RefSeq and is a predicted model, not a curated record. Lineage: Eukaryota; Metazoa; Mollusca; Bivalvia; Venerida; Veneridae. Gene Ontology annotation, molecular function: protein binding; transcription corepressor activity. The transcript is spliced from 13 exons. The coding region runs from base 411 to 6095 and encodes 1894 amino acids.